Molecule: messenger RNA, 2238 nt
Organism: Paecilomyces variotii
Lineage: Eukaryota; Fungi; Ascomycota; Eurotiomycetes; Eurotiales; Thermoascaceae
Product: pseudouridine synthase
Exons: 2
Coding region: 1-2238 (745 amino acids)
Biological process (GO): pseudouridine synthesis
Cellular component (GO): nucleus
Molecular function (GO): pseudouridine synthase activity; RNA binding
Source: RefSeq, a predicted model, not a curated record
AUGGAUCGAGAAGAGACCUUUGAGUCUCCGCGAAAGCGGUUGAAGACCGAUGAUGCUCCCCAAGGAGAUGUUGCUGUUUCGGAGACGUCGACUUCUCAGAAGCAGUUGGCCGAAACUCCAGCGGCGCCAUCUCAAGAUGCCCAGGCUUUGAAAGAAGCUGAAGUUGGGAUUACUGAGUUUGUCAGCACUGGCACUGAGGGCUUCUCAGGUAUCUUGAAAAAAAGAUACACGGACUUUUUGGUCAAUGAAAUCCUUCCUUCCGGUGAAGUCUUACAUCUCCGUGAUCUCGUCGCUCCACCUUCUAUGGUAAAGAAGGAAAGCAGGGAGGAUACAACAGAUAAUGGGGCUAUUCCAACGGCGGCAGACUCCUCGUCGACUGCUCCCACCGCAGAAACCCCGCAGAUCCAAGAAAAGCCUGCUGAUGCUGGCAGCUCCGAGGGUGCCGAAUUUCAGAUUUCUGAAGAGGAUAAUGCCUUGUUAGUUUCGUUCUUUGGUGAGGAUGUAACGCAAAAGAUCCUGGACUUGAACAAGCGGGCGCUGUCCGAUCUUAAAGCCCGGCCAAGCGAUCUUGGAAAGGUGAAAAGUGGCACCAUCGACGACCGUGAUCUGCGCACAAAGAUUCACCAAGCCAUUAGGCGGAUAUUUGAUUCUAAACUGGAGUCGACGACCGAUUCCGAUGGUUCAAUGGCCAUUUCGGCCGCUCCGAAUCGUAACAAGCGCAACAGACAGGGCGGCCGUGGUGGCCGUGGCGGUGAUGGGGGACAGGGACAAGGAAGGUUGUCCUGGGACGAAUUGGGAGGACCUUACCUGCAUUUCACUAUCUACAAAGAAAACAAGGAUACGAUGGAGGUGAUAUCCUUUCUUGCUCGCCAACUGAGGGCGAACCCCAAGAGCUUUCAGUUUGCUGGUACGAAGGACAGACGCGGAGUCACAGUCCAGAGAGCUUGUGUUUACCGAGUUUACGCUGAACGCUUGGUGGGAAUAAGCAGGUCGCUUCGCAAUGCAUCGCUCGGAGACUACGAGUAUCGCAAACACGGCCUGGAGUUAGGAGACCUUGUUGGAAACGAGUUUGUCAUUACUCUCCGUGAAUGCGAGUUCCCCGGUGUUGACCCCAAGAGUCCGGAUGCCGUCGCGUCUGCGAGUCGAAUAGUUGAGAAAUCACUCAACGAUUUGCGUAACCGGGGCUAUUUCAAUUACUUCGGCCUGCAGCGAUUCGGUACUUUCUCAACCAGGACCGACGCUGUGGGUGUCAAGAUGUUGCAAGGAGAUUUCAAGGGUGCCUGUGACGCAAUCUUUCAUUUUAGUCCCCAUGUCUUGGCUGCAGCCCAGAAUCCUGAUGAUUCUAGUCCCAUUAGCAGCGAUGACAAGGCUAGAGCGGAAGCCAUACACAUAUUCCAGACUACUGGCCGGGUCAAUGAUGCUCUUGACAAGCUUCCCAGAAAGUUCUCUGCGGAGGCAAAUCUUAUCCGCCAUCUGGGCCGCUCCAAGAACGACUACCUGGGAGCUCUUGGUACCAUACCGAGAAACCUGCGCUUGAUGUAUGUACAUGCAUAUCAGUCACUUGUUUGGAACUUUGCGGCUGGUGAGCGCUGGCGUCUCUAUGGAGACAAGGUUGUGGAAGGAGACCUGGUGCUCGUCAACGAACACAAGGACAAGGUUCCUACUGAAGAGUCGGAAACAGUUGAUGCUGACGGCGAAAUCAUCGUGGUCCCUCAGGGGGAGGAUGCAGCAGCCACAGCGGAUGAUGUGUUCACCCGAGCUCGUGCAUUGACGGCAGAGGAAGCUGCCAGUGGUAAAUACACCCUAUUCGAUGUGGUACUCCCGCAGCCCGGUUUCGAUAUUAUCUAUCCAGCCAACGAAAUGACAAACUUCUAUAAGCGUUUUAUGGCAAGUGAGCAAGGUGGCGGUCUCGAUCCAUUUGACAUGCGGAGAAAAUGGAAGGACGUCAGUCUUAGCGGAAGUUACCGCAAGCUUCUCAGCAGACCUGGACCCGAUUAUUCAUUUGAAGUGAAAUCUUACUCAAAGGAGGAUCAACAGUUCAUCCAAACAGACCUUGAACGACUGAGGAACGCAUCUGGAGAGACAGUUCCCGAGACUACUGUAGAGCCAGGGGAUAAACUCGCUGUCAUCUUGAAAUUCCAACUUGGAGCCAGUCAGUACGCCACGAUGGCCUUGAGGGAGCUGAUGAAGACUGGAGGAGUCAAGACCUACAAGCCAGACUUUGGGGGCGGACGAUAA